UCAGUUUUUCUGUAAGCUCUGUGUUGUGAGUGGUUUCAAUUGCGAUUGCCAUUGCAAAACAUGUUGCGGCAGGUUCGAGGAAGCUGGCAUAAAACUGUUGCGUCCGUUGGCCGAACUUUCAGUUUCGUUGGGGCCACGCUGGUGGUUAAUACCGUUGAAGAGAGCUUUUCACAAAGACAUAAUCCCCCUAAAAGGCAGCCCACUCAAAAUGAAAGUGUGCUGGAAUUUCUUGGCUGCUGCGAUGGUGUUGGUAACGGUCACUUUUGGCCUGAGACCCCCUAGAUCUUACUAUCGGAGGAGCUACUUCAGUUCGGUGGCCCCAGUAUCUGGACAUGGAGCGGGUCCCCUGCCAGGACCCGUGAGACUGGGACCUGCUGGAUAUCUUCGGGCCGAUCUGCAGACAAACGAGAGCAAGCACCGCCCCCUGAGCAAAAAGUAUCCCAAGAAGAGCCACUACAGACCUUACGGAUCGCAAGAGGAGGAGGACUAUUCCGGUGAGCGCUACAACUCCGCCGAAUAUUCAGGGGAGUCCUCCGUGCAGGACAGUCGGGAAUACACCAUCGGCACCCAGAUCCGCGUCCAGCAUCCGAUAACGGUGCCCAAGAAAAGUACUUCCGUAUACCAGAAGCAGCCUAAGUAUGUGACUGCUAUUCCCUACAAGGCCUCUGGCUAUGGUUCAGAUAUUCACAAGGUCACUGGCUAUGGAUCCGAUGUUCAUAUUGGAUCUGGGGAGGAUGUGGGUCCUCCGCCAAAGAGAUCAAAGUGGAAUCCUGUGCAAUAUGACGCGGAAGCCGAUCCCUUCCAUCUAGUGCCCCCACCAAAAGCCACCGUCGCCUCCAGCAGCAAUUCAUAUAGUGUUUAUGAGCCCGAACAUGAUGACUAUGAGGUUGUUCCAGUGCCUCGACAAAAGACCCACGAUCGCUACAAGAAUGUGGCCUCCAAGAAACAAAUAGAGGCGUACCUGGAGGACCAGCAGAAACUACUUGACGAGGCCAUCAAGGUCCAGCUGCUGAACAACCCCAAGCUGCAGAAGUUCCUCAAGGCUCAGGCGCAGGAACAGGAGCGGGAAUCGCGGCCAGAUCUCGAGCUUGAGGACUUCGAGGCCUAUCCGCCAAACUUCUCCGGCCCAGGGCACCUGCGCAGCAAAUACAUCGAGCACCCGCCCCCACCUCCGCCCAAGGGAUCCCGAUCUCGGCGGCGUCCUCCAAGCGGAGAUCUCAACAGACCACCCAAGACCAUUAUAAAACCCAAGCGAAAGUACCGAUCCACAGCACUGGUCAUCAAUGUAUAA
This is a messenger RNA of Drosophila subpulchrella, 1291 nucleotides long. RefSeq lists its product as uncharacterized. The coding region runs from base 209 to 1291 and encodes 360 amino acids. The transcript has 4 exons. Lineage: Eukaryota; Metazoa; Arthropoda; Insecta; Diptera; Drosophilidae. The record is from RefSeq and is a predicted model, not a curated record.